This is a messenger RNA of Stegodyphus dumicola, 1606 nucleotides long. RefSeq lists its product as uncharacterized. Lineage: Eukaryota; Metazoa; Arthropoda; Arachnida; Araneae; Eresidae. The record is from RefSeq and is a predicted model, not a curated record.
ACAAAAUAAGUUUUUUAUUUUCUAUUGUAGUACAUAACUUUUUGUUAUAACAAUGGAAUAUGAAAAGAUAGCAGUAUUUGAAUGUAUGUACUGCUGCAAAAAGUACAAAAAGAAAAAGGUUUUAUAUGAACACAUUCGGGAAGUACAUAAAGUACCUGUUGUGGCUGAAGGAAAUUUGAAAUGUCCUAUUAAUGCCUGCAAUUUUUCAUGUAGAACGUUUGAAGAGUUAAGAAAUCACGCAAGAGAUCAACAUGGAUACACUCUUAACUCCGUUGAAAUGACAUUUAAUACAUAUGAAGGUAAGAUAUUAGAAAUUUGCAUUUUCUGCGAUAAACGUUUUUCUGGAUUUUAUAAUUCUAAAAGUAAAGGUGUAAGAGCUAUAAAAUCACAAGGUACCUGCAAAAUAGAGGGGCACUGUCCAUCUACUAUUGAAGUUACCAGUAAUGGCAUUAUUAAGAUUUUAUAUUUCCAAACACACGUGGGACACACAGUAGAUCUAGAACAUUUGCCAUUAACAAAAGAUUUGCGAGAAGUGAUUGCAGGUAAGUUUCUUUAUGAACUUGAUUGUGAAAUUCAAUAUAAAACAGACAUUAUUAUACAACAUUAUCAUAUAAAUGCAAUAUUUUCAGGUAAGUUAAAUGAAGGCAUUCCACCACAGAAAAUAUUAGAUUCCACAAGGAAUAGUAUUAAAGAAGACAUUUACAGGGAGCAUUUAUUGACAAAAAAAGACAUACAUAACAUUUCUAAUUCUUACUGUAUUGGUAAUGAUGAACAAUAUCAUCCAACUGAUGCUGUCAGUUUAAGGAUCUGGAUAGAAAAAAUGAAAUGUUUAGAUGAUAAUCCAGUUCUUUUUGUAAAAUUCCAAGGAGAAGCAGCAGAUCAGCACUUGGAAAUUAGUGACUUCUGCAUCAUCAUAAUGACAAAUGUUCAAAAGCAUAUGCUUUUAAAGUUUGGAUCCGAUAGCAUAUGCAUCGAUAGCACACAUGGGACUAAUGCUUACGAUUUUCAAUUAUCGACAGUUUUAGUCAUAGACGAGUUUAAUUCAGGAUUUCCUGCUGCUUUUUGCCUAAGCAAUAGAGUAAAUUUAGGUUCAAUGCAAAAAUUUUUUCAGUGUAUUAGGGACAAAGUUGGACUGCUGUCUGUAAACUGCUUUAUGAGUGAUGAUGCACCAGUAUAUUAUACUGCAUGGACAUCAGUAAUGUGUGAUGCCAAAUUUAGGAUUCUAUGCACCUGGCACGUUAAAAAGGCAUGGCUGCAAGCAGCAAAUUCAAUUAUCCCCUCAAAGCGAAAGGAAGUUUUGAAAUUUUUAAAUGUAGUAUCUGAAUGUCAUGAUAUAAAAGAAUUUGAAGCACUGAUAUCUGAUUUCCUCAGCAAACUCUUUGCUGAUAGAGAUACAGACAAGUUUGCUAAUUAUUUUGCUUCAAAUUAUGCAAACAGAUGUGAGUUGUGGGCUAAAUGUUAUAGAAAAAGAUGUAACAUCACAACUAACAAUCAUCUUGAAGCACUGCAUCGAGUUUUAAAAUAUUCUUCUUAUCUUGAUGGAUUGAAAAACAAGAGGGUUGAUAGGUGCAUUGCGAAGCUUAUUAAUAUGGCAAGAUGCAAAUGA